Molecule: messenger RNA, 2467 nt
Organism: Musa acuminata AAA Group (dessert banana)
Lineage: Eukaryota; Viridiplantae; Streptophyta; Magnoliopsida; Zingiberales; Musaceae
Exons: 8
Coding region: 16-2298 (760 amino acids)
Biological process (GO): carbohydrate metabolic process
Molecular function (GO): polygalacturonase activity; oxidoreductase activity, acting on the CH-CH group of donors, NAD or NADP as acceptor
Source: RefSeq, a predicted model, not a curated record
GACCAGCCAUUAGCCAUGGCGACCCCCACGAGCAGCUUCUUCCUUCUCCCCCUCUUCUUCGUCUUCGUCUUCCUCCUGCCAGGAAACGAUGCGGUCUUCGACGUGGUGAAGUUUGGAGCAAAAGCCGACGGGAGUGCCGACUCCGCUCGGUCUUUCCUCAAGGCUUGGUCCUACGCGUGCAACUCUUGGAGCCCUGCCACCGUGUACGUGCCCGCCGGGAAGUUCCUCGUGACCCAGGCCGUCUUCCGUGGCCCCUGCAAGAACUCCAUGAUCAAGUUUCUGAUCCAAGGAACCCUGGUUGCGCCUUCCGGCUCCGGUGGGUCGGACCAGUGGAUAGCUUUUAGCGGCGUCGAUGGCGUUUCCAUCAGCGGCGGUGGCACCAUCGACGGCGGCGGGAGUCGCCUGUGGGCCUGCAAAUUAGCUGGCCGCAGCUGCCCCAGAGGCACAUCGUCGCUGACCUUCGUCAACUCCAAGAACAUCGCCGUCGACGGCCUGACGUCGAUCGACAGCAAGCUGUUCCACAUCGUGGUCCUCCGCUGCCAGAACGUGAAGCUGAGUCGAGUCAACAUCGUGGCGUCGGGGAACAGCCCCAACACCGACGGCAUCCACGUUCAGAUGUCCACCGGCGUCGACAUCCUCCAGGCCAACAUCCGGACCGGCGACGACUGCAUCUCCGUCGGCCCCGGCACCGCCCACCUCUGGAUCGAGCGCGUCUUCUGCGGCCCCGGCCACGGCAUCAGCAUCGGGAGCCUCGGCAGAGCUCAAGGGCUGCAAGAGGAGAGCGUCAGAAACGUCACCGUGAAGACGGUGACAUUCUCCGGCACACAGAACGGAGUGAGGAUCAAGACAUGGGGGACACGCAUCCAAGGCCAGGUGAGGGGAGUCGUCUUCGAGGACGCGCUGAUGCGCAACGUCCAAAACCCUAUCAUCAUCGACCAGAACUAUUGCCCCGGGAACAAAGGCUGCCCUGGUCAGAGCUCCGGCAUCAAGAUCAGUCAAGUGAAGUACAAGAACAUCAGGGGGACGUCGGCGACGCCGGUGGCUGUGACCUUCGACUGCAGCCCCAGUAAUCCAUGCAGUGGCAUCACAUUGCAAGAUAUUAAGCUCGGCUACUACAGUCAGCGAGCACAGUCCUCCUGCAAGUACGCUAAUGGGGUUGCUUCCGGUCUCAAUGUCCCACCGAGCUACAAGACAUCAACACCUCCUGUUGGACUUUUAGCUGGACUCGCCUGCUCGGUUGUGUACUUUCUUAUGGGGGAAGCCGCGGUGGAGAUGGUGAGGAACAAGCAGGUGGUGCUGAAGGAGUUCGUGGUGGGAGCUCCGAAGGAGACGGACAUGGAGAUCAGGCAGGGGAAGGCGAGCCUCAGAGCCCCCACAGGGGUGGAGGGAGCCAUCGUCGUGAAGAACCUGUACCUCUCCUGCGAUCCCUACAUGAGGGGGAGGAUGAGGGAUUACUCUGACUCCUAUAUCCCUCCGUUUCAGCCCGGCUCGGUGAUAGAGGGCUUUGGGGUGGCUAAAGUUGUUGACUCCACAAACCCAAAUUUUUGUGUUGGCGACUACAUCACAGGACUAACUGGCUGGGAAGAGUACAGUACUAUUGUCAGGACUGAGCAACUGAGAAAAAUUGAGGUCUUUGAUGUCCCUCUUUCAUACCAUGUGGGACUUCUCGGUAUGACUGGUUUUACGGCUUAUGUUGGCUUCUACGAGAUCUGUGCUCCAAAGAAAGGGGAUUUUGUCUUUGUAUCUGCUGCAUCUGGAGCAGUUGGUCAGCUUGUGGGUCAACUUGCCAAGCUGCAUGGAUGUUAUGUUGUUGGUAGUGCUGGAUCAGCACAAAAGGUUGAUCUUCUGAAGAACAAGCUAGGGUUUGAUGAAGCAUUCAAUUACAAAGAGGAACCUGACUUGACUGAAGCCUUGAGAAGCUACUUCCCAAAGGGCAUCGACAUCUACUUCGACAACGUAGGUGGCGCCAUGCUCGACGCAGCACUGCUCAACAUGAGAGUCCAUGGUCGGGUCGCCGUAUGCGGGAUGGUCUCUCAGCACGCCGUCUCUGACCCCAAGGGGAUCUCCAACCUCUACACCCUCGUGAUGAAGCGCAUCAGGAUGGAGGGCUUCAUCCAGAGCGACUACCUGCACCUGUUCCCCAAGUUCUUGCCCACCAUCAUAGAUCUCUACAAGCAGGGGAGGAUUGUUUACAUCGAGGACAUGAACGAAGGUCUUGAGAACGGACCGGCAGCAUUCGUCGGCCUUUUCACCGGCAAUAAUGUGGGCAAGCAGGUCGUGUGUGUCUCAAGGGAGUAGCUUGAUCUGUUCUUUGCACUGAUAAGAGGCAGAGUAUGUCCAAAUUCCUCUUCCACAAUGUUAUGUUUUGAUCUGAGAGUGCAAUCUGCUAGAAAGAUAUUAAAUGCUAUAAGGUUGACAAUGCAUUUGUAAAUCUUGAUAUGAAUUUAAUGGCCAAAUAUAAUUUUAA